AUGUUGUUCAACUACCAAUCUUUGCUCGUGGGAGUCUCCUUGAUAUCUCAAGCCCUAGCUGCACCUCUUUUGGAAUCGAGGGCAACUCCUGACACCUCUGCUUUCCCUGAUCUGCAACGUGCAGCAAAGCUUUCUUCUGCUGCCUACAGCGGUUGCAUUGGAAAAGCCUUCGAUGUCACUAUUACCAAGAAGAUCUAUGACCUCUUGACCGACACCAAUGGAUUCGUUGGAUACUCCACCGAAAAGAAGAAGAUCUCGGUCGUCAUGAGGGGCUCGACUACCAUCGCCGACAUCUUAAAUGACAUUGACACUGUCCUCGUCACUCCCUCGCUCUCGGGCGUGAAUUUCCCUUCCGGUGUAAAGAUCAUGAAAGGACUUAACAAGCCAUGGUCUGCUGUACACAACGAUGUCAUUGCUGAGGUCAAAUCGCUCAUCGCGAAGUAUCCGGAUUACACUUUGGAGGCGACCGGACAUUCCCUCGGUGGUGCCCUUACAUACAUUGCCCACGUUGCAUUGGCGCAGAACUUCCCGGGCAAGGAACUCACUAGCAAUGCACUUGCUGCCUUCCCCAUCGGCAAUGAAGCCUGGGCCGACUUUGCUGGCUCACAGGCCGGUACCUUAAACCGUGGAAAUAACAUUGCUGACGGUGUUCCAAACAUGUACGUGAGCGGUAUUUUCAACUUCAAGCACUACGGAACCGAAUACUACAGCUCUGGCUUGAAGCUCACCUGCGUGAAGUGCGAGGGGCAGCGCGACAGAGACUGCUCUGCCGGCAAUGGUAUGUACAGUGUCACUGCCGGUCACUUCUCAAGCUUUGGCGUUACAAUGAUGGGUGCUGGUUGUGGCCUGCUUUGA
Molecule: messenger RNA, 855 nt
Organism: Penicillium robsamsonii
Lineage: Eukaryota; Fungi; Ascomycota; Eurotiomycetes; Eurotiales; Aspergillaceae
Product: putative alkaline lipase
Exons: 6
Coding region: 1-855 (284 amino acids)
Biological process (GO): lipid metabolic process
Source: RefSeq, a predicted model, not a curated record